UAAUUGAAAUUAUCAUGCAGCUGUUUGAAAGACACCUUGACGCAUCGUUAAAUCGUGCGUUUACGCAGAAGCAUAUUCAAUCUUUAUCAUCACGAUUAUUCUAAAACUUGUAAUUAGACACAUGCUCAUUCUGAAUGCCUGUUUUAAAGUAGGUGCUAACGCCAGAAGCUUCUGUCCGAAUGGCUGGGUGGUUUACGAGGAUUCUUGCUAUCUGUUUGCAGACGAAACCAACGUUUCCUGGACAGAAGCAAUUCACUUCUGUCAGUCACACAGCCGCGCACACUUGAUAACUGUGGAGACCAAAGCUGAAGAUAUGUUCAUCAAAGAUCAUGCUCGAAAAUUGUUCAAAGAUGAACUCGGUGUUUCUUCAGCACGAAACUCCUUCUGGCUGGGAGCAAGUGACGACGAGAUAGAGGGACAGUGGAUCUGGGACACCAACCACCAGUUGCUGAACUACACUAGCUUCCAUACUGUGUACGAGAUUCAGGGACCCUCACAAGAUUGCCUCAUUCUGUGGGGUUGUUUCAACAUGGACUGGGGUGAUUAUUUUUGUGAUGCCCAAAGCCACGCAAUAUGCAAGUUGGGUAUUGAGGAAUACCAACACUUUCUGGAAAAUGUACAAGUAGUUGGCUAGAAACGUGUGAAUCUGCGUACCAGAACGCUUUGUGAAUACUUGGACCUGUGGCAGUUCUCUCCAAUAAAAAAGCACCGGAAAGUGUCUGCUUGUUUUAUAUGCAGCAAUUCGUAAAGUUACUGCACGCUGUGAUGAAAAUGUAUAAUAGUACGUUUUGUCCAGAAUGUUUGGUCUGGACUUAAAUUAUAUAAACAUAUUUUCAAUAUCUGGUAUAAUUAAGUAUACCAUACAUGAUUGGCUGAUUAUCUAAUCUAACGUGCAUAUAAUGUUCUUAGAAAAAAUAUUGCACAAGUAUAAAUUUUAUUUUAAUGAAUUUUAAUAUAAUUUUUUGGUAAAAAAUAUUAACUAGCAUAUUAUUCGAGGCACCUAUUGUCCAACCCUUUUCUUGGGUUCAAGAAUAAAGAAUGGGCUUACACCAAAAACAAUUCCAGUCAUUAAAUAUUUAACAGCCUGUUAUUAUGUCUUAUGUACGGUGGCAUAGAGGUGACAUUCACCUCUCUUUUUUUUAAAUUGCUCUCCUAUUUUAGUUAGCUAUGUCGUGGCCACGAGAUAGAAAAAAGAGGAGUGCAAAACUAAAUAAAAGCGGCGUACAAUUAAAAACAGAGCGGUGCUUCUCUUUUUUUAAAUUGCUCUCCUCUUUUUUCUAUCUCGUGGCCACGAGUUAGCUACUUAGUAGUAGUAGUAGUAGUAGUAGUAGUAGUAGUAGUAGUAGUAGUAGUAGUAGUAGUAGUAGUAGUAGUAGUAGUAGAAGUAGAAGUAGUAGUUGUUGUUGUUGUUGUUGUACUAAUAGUAGUAGUAACAGCAGCAGCAACAACAACUGCAGCAGUAGUAGUAGCAGUAAUAGUAGAACUAAUAGUAGUAUGUUAUGUUAUAUCAGAGCCUUGCCUGCUUUGACCAGCUAUAUAUAUGCGUACCGAAUAUUUACACAUGUUACGCAACAUUUAAUUGGCUGACUAACUCGGGAUCUCGAGAAAGCGAAAAUUAUCUCCUCUUUUGUUUAAUGCACUCUGCCUUUAUUUAUUACACCGCUCUUUUUUUAAUUGUACGCCGCUUUUAUUUAGUUGUGCACUCCUCUUUUUCUAUCUAUGUCGUGGCCACGAGAUAGAAAAAAGAGGACAGCAAUUUAAAAAAAAGUGAAGUGAAUGUCACCUCUAUGCCACCGUACUUAUGCCAUGUCAUUUAGCGAAUUUUCCAAUACCUACCAAAUGUUUUGGUAAUUGGAACAUGAUAAAAAGCCAUGCACAUAAACUUUCUUUAUAAAUAUCAUGCAACAGUGUAUAAUUCUAGUAAACAAAAGUUAAGUAUGGAAAUAAAUUAAAAGAAUUCAUAUCAGUUUUCUAUAUAAGAAAGAUUGCAUUGUGUCGGUUAAGAGUAGGUAUUUUUUUAUAUUACAACAACAUAAUUGAUAUACAGGAGAAAAUGCGAAGACUGGCUAUUUCGAUUGUGUAAAGAUGAAUUACGAUUUGUUUCUUGAAUGCUCUUUGUACAAUGGCAAUUAGAAACAGAAGAAAUUAUUAUACUUAUGUGUUUAUUUAUUUUAUUAUUUUUGGAUUUCCUGCCAUCUUUGUGAUAGAUGCACUAAUACAAUUUCAUUGAGAUUUUUUUUGUGAAAAUUUAUGUUAUAAAAAUACAAAUAUAACACCGCAGUUGCUUUUUCGUACCAAUGUACAACCGGACAUAGGGGUGUAAUCGCAAUAUUUCUCUGUGUGCUGAUACAACACGUGUUCAAAUUGUUAUAGUUCAAUCAGACAUGUACAAUAAUAGACGAUAUUUAUAAAAUAUUCUUACAUUGUCUAUUCAAAUUAAAUAAUCAUUAGACUUCAAAUAAAAUAACUUUUAAACAUCUCAUUCCUUGCAACAAUUUAAUAAAAAGAUGUAAAAAUGAUA
Dreissena polymorpha is the source of this 2521-nucleotide messenger RNA. RefSeq names its product perlucin-like protein. The record is from RefSeq and is a predicted model, not a curated record. The transcript has 5 exons. Gene Ontology annotation, cellular component: external side of plasma membrane. Gene Ontology annotation, molecular function: carbohydrate binding. Bases 122 to 634 code for a protein of 170 amino acids. Lineage: Eukaryota; Metazoa; Mollusca; Bivalvia; Myida; Dreissenidae. Gene Ontology annotation, biological process: biological process involved in interspecies interaction between organisms.